Polyodon spathula (Mississippi paddlefish) is the source of this 2426-nucleotide messenger RNA. RefSeq names its product coiled-coil domain containing 28B (gene ccdc28b). The coding region runs from base 285 to 848 and encodes 187 amino acids. The transcript is spliced from 6 exons. NCBI's taxonomy places the organism in Eukaryota, Metazoa, Chordata, Actinopteri, Acipenseriformes, Polyodontidae. The record is from RefSeq and is a predicted model, not a curated record.
GAGACCCGUUGACUGAAGUGAUAAACAGCCGAGGCGAGAUGGUGGAGCGGAGGGUAUUUUUUGUUACUGUGAUAACAACAUUAGCCAGUUUCUGAAGAUCACAUCGGAUCGGGGUUUUACAAUCUCUAAAUAAAACAUCCAGCAACCGAAGAGUGUUGCAUUGCACUCGGAUUCCGUUUUGCUUUGUCAAAUAGAAACAUUACUACCUUGUUCUGUUGUUUUCUUGCAGCUCGGUUCUUCCACACAAAUCUUUUUCUUUUUUUGUGUGUGUGUGUGUGUACGGAAUGGACGACAAGAAGAAGAAGAGGAGCCCGAAAGUGUGUCUCGCCCAGCUGGCCCCCCCGGUGAACCCCCGCAAGCUCUCUGUGCCGGCCAGCAAGAGCGCCACCUUCUCCCUGGGGCUGCCCCAGCCCCCCUCCCCUAAACCCAGGACCAGGUUCAAGAGGUCCCACAAAGAGAAGGCACGAGCCCCUCAGCCCGCGGGCCCCAGCAAGGUGAACCAGUCCUCCCCCCUGCAGCACUCCUUCCUGACGGACGUCUCCGAUGUGCGGGAGAUGGAGGGGGGGCUCCUCAGCCUGCUCAGCGACUUCCACUCCGGAAAACUGCAGGCUUUCGGGAAGGUGUGCUCGUUCGAGCAGCUAGAGCACGUGAGGGAGAUGCAGGAGAAGCUGGCCCGGCUGCACUUCAGCAUGGACAGCCACGUGGAGGAGCUCUCCGAGGACCAGAAGAAAUCCGCCUCCGAUCACAACCUGGAGCACCUGCUAUGCAACCUGGAAGAACUCAGCACCUCGAUACAGAAGCUACACUUAGCAGAAAACCAAGAACUGGCCAAGCCCUCCGCAUCAUAAAGCUGAAAGAGGUCGGAUGAAGCAGGUCCUGGACUGAGCCUCAAAGCUGUUUCAGAGCCACGGAAACGCGGAGUAGAAAAGUGACAAAUAUGAUCCACACAGCUCCCGCUCAGUUUAACACUAAUAGAUAUUUCCUUGGCAUCAGUUUGCUAUAUUCUUCCUUAGUUUAGCCUUCUGUACUAAAUUAAAAAAAAGACUAGUUGGCAGCCCAGUUUGUUUACAUUCCCCUAAAUGUUGCUGUAGGGGCACGAGCACACCCCCCCCCCUCCUCCUCCCUACCCUUGAAAGCUGCUUACCACUGUGAGCCAAAGUAGGCAUUUCUGUGCAACUACCAGGUGUGAAGGGAUGUUAGAAAUUACUGCAUUUAGCUUGAUAGGACUGGAAUUUUUCAAAUGAGUGCUUUAAACUAUGAAUAUUUUUUACCACAGGCCAAGUAAUGUAUGUGUAUGAAGAUGUUUUGAAUAUGUCUGCUUGUACGCUAUAUACAGACUGAAUAUGUACUGAGACAUUAAGGUAGUUAAAACAUUUCCAGAAUGUCUUUUCUUCGCUCUGUGUAAGCAGGCUGGUUGGGUUCCACAAGGUUACCAGAAGGAAAUUUAUAGAUUUGAUCCUGCAUCACAUAAGGGUAUUCAUUUGUAUUCCUUUGCUUCUUCCAGAGAAAGACUUGAAAUCUGUUUUACAAGCACAACUUCCCAGUCGUACAGCAGUUCAGAAACGUCACCUUUACGAAGAUCAGAUUGCAUUGAAACUGUGUUAAGAUUAAAACAAAACGACAUUAAAUAAAUAAAAACGAAAUUAAAACAUAAAUCGACAGUUCGGUUUAACUGAGCUUUUAUUUGAAAAUGUGCUGCAGAUUAUUGACCCCUUAAGUGCCAGUAGUUAAGGGUUAAAUUGCGGUCUUUAGUUUUGCUAUCAAACUUUUAAGCCAUUGAUUUUAAUAUAAGCCGAUAAAUAGUUAGUGUCUGUUUACAGUGUCUUCAAAAUAAACCCAUGUAAUGUUUUAGUAAUGCAAUGGGUAUUACAAAUAACAGCGAAUCCAACAAACAUACAGUAAUACAGGCAAAAACAUGGUAUGGGAUUAGAGCCCUUCCACAUGGCAAAGGCAAAUGCUGUUGGAAUGGAAUUUUGUAUUAUUUUGCAAAACACAUGAUUUACUGUAAAAUGAGGGACAACAUAAUAUUCCUUCAGCUGAAUUAUUUUAACAUGAUCAGUGCAUGCAAAACAUUGCAUAGCAUUAACUUUGCACAGCAUUCUGGGGUGCAAUGGCGAGAAGGGUGCUACGUACAUAGAAAUUUGUAUUGUAUUGUAUUGCAUUGUAUUGUAUUAAUGUAGCACAUGGUGGCAGGUCACAAAAGGGAUGAGGUGGUUAGUAUAGGAUUUAUAACAUUGACUGAACAGGUGCCAGCAAAACUGUGAAUCCCUUUCCAAUCGUGAACACUAAAUGACUUUGAACUGGAAUAGAUGUUUAAACAUUACUGGACUGCUUCCUUGUAACUGUAAUAACUGCAUGUAUGUAUGUACUGUAUGUCAUGAUAACAAACUUUGUACUUUGUUUUAUUUUUUUAUAGAGAUUAAAAG